UUUUGCUAUAUUUUGCUCCAGUUUCUGUGUUGUCUUCAUUAUAUAGAUUAGUCCUUCCUGAAUUAGGAAUAAAAAUUAAGGUGGAGUUUGACUGAUCACAAAUAUUGUUUGCAGUCAGGCAGCUUCAUUAAUUCCAAAAUCAAUGGGAUGCGGAAGGUAGCCCUACAGAUAAUGUACACUAGCCUACCAGAUGAAACUGUAAGAGAGAUAAAAACACCGUAUCUAUUUUGUUAAACCUAUUUUGUCUUACAGUGGCAUCAUGAGACCAGGGCUGAAUGCAAUUCUGGGACCCACUGGCAGUGGCAAAUCUUCGUAAGUGCCCCCUUUGCCCUACACAGAAAUUACACCAAGGAGAAAAUGAACCUGCGCGUAUUUAGCAGUAAGGGAUAAUACUUUCAGGGAAAGAUUUCUUUUUCAUUUCUGUCUGUGCAAAUCUCCCUGGUUUCUGAGAAGUACCUGAAUUCAAAAAGACAAUCAGCGUACAUGACAAAGAUGUAAUUCAAUUAUAGUCUGCACUUUCCUGAUACAUGAUGUUUAUGUAUCAUUCUAGGUUAAAUUAUUGAAUGAAUGGACAUAAAUGCCCUAUGAAAUUGCACAGAUCUCACUUCCUUAGGAGACCAGGACAAAAGAAACGCAGCCCUUGAAAGUUGCUGGGGGUUUUCUAAACUGCAAAUGUUUAACAUGAGGUGGUUUCAUGUAGGUGUUCGUUCCAUGAACUGGGUUUGUGGUUCAGAGACCUGACCUCCUGCAUGCUCAUCUGACAAAGUAACCAACUUUUCUCCUAGUCUGCUUGACAUUUUGGCUGCAAGGAAGGAUCCCCGUGGGCUUUCUGGUGACAUUUUGAUCAAUGGAGCUCCUCAGCCUGCCAACUUUAAAUGUACCUCUGGAUAUGUAGUACAGGAUGAUGUGGUGAUGGGAACCCUGACUGUAAGAGAAAAUUUGAAGUUCUCAGCAGCACUCCGUUUGCCGAAGUCAGUGAAGGAACAGGAAAAAAAUGAACGUGUGAAUCAGAUCAUCAAGGAGUUGGGUUUAAGCAAAGUGGCAGAUUCCAAGGUUGGCACCCAGUUCACUCGUGGGGUGUCCGGAGGAGAGCGGAAAAGGACCAAUAUUGGGAUGGAGCUCAUCACAGAUCCUGACAUCUUGUUUUUGGAUGAGCCAACUACAGGACUCGAUGCCAGCACUGCUAAUGCUGUUCUACUGCUACUGAAAAGGAUGGCAAAACAAGGGAAAACAAUCAUCUUCUCCAUCCACCAGCCUCGGUACUCCAUAUUCCGCCUGUUUGACAACCUAAUGCUGCUGGCCGCGGGGAGGGUGCUGUACCACGGGCCUGCUCAGCAUGCCAUCGAGUACUUCCAGUCUAUCGGCUAUGAGUGUGAGCCAUACAACAACCCUGCUGACUUUUUCCUGGACAUCAUUAAUGGAGACUCCACUGCGGUGGCAAUGAGCAAGACCAAUGAAAUUAACACAGCAGAGAGCACUGAAGAAUGCACUGAAUAUGAUAAAACCUUGGCUGAGAAGUUAGCAGAAAAAUAUUCCAACUCUGCCUGCUACCAAGAAACAAAAGCAGUAUUGGAAAAUAUUUCUUUGGGAAAUAGAAAGAAAACAAAAGCAGUUUUCCGACAAAUCACGUACGCCAAUUCCUUCCUUCAUCAGCUGAAAUGGGUGUCCAAGCGCACAUUCAAAAAUCUGGUAGGAAACCCUCAAGCUUCCAUAGCUCAGCUGUGUGUUACAGCCUUCCUGGGACUGGUUGUAGGUGCCAUUUUCUUUGGACUUAAAGAAGACUCUGCUGGACUACAAAACAGAGUGGGUGCAAUGUUCUUUCUGACCACCAACCAGUGUUUCAGCAGCAUCUCAGCUAUUGAACUCUUUGUAGUGGAAAAAAAGAUAUUUAUACAUGAAUAUAUCAGUGGGUACUACAGAACAUCUGUGUAUUUCAUCUCAAAGCUACUGGCUGAUUUAAUACCCAUGAGGACUCUACCAAGCAUCAUCUUCACCUGCAUAAUUUACUUCAUGUUAGGUUUGAAACCAACAGUAGAAGCCUUCUUUACAAUGAUGUUUACCCUUAUGAUGGUGUCCUACACAGCCACUUCUAUGGCGCUAGCCAUUGCAGCAGGACAGAGCGUGGUCGCUGUAGCAAACCUGCUCAUGACUAUCACAUUUGUUUUUAUGAUUAUUUUCUCUGGGUUGCUGGUCAAUCUCACAAGCAUCGUGUCUUGGCUCUCCUGGCUCAAAUACUUUAGCAUCCCUCAAUACGGAAUGACAGCUUUACAAAUCAAUGAAUUGGCUGGCCUGAACUUUUGCAACAUCACUAACAACACAAACCUAAUCAGCAAUUACAACUAUCAACAGAUAAACCAGUCGUAAGUAUUUUGGUAUAUUAAAA
Falco peregrinus (peregrine falcon) is the source of this 2383-nucleotide messenger RNA. RefSeq names its product ATP binding cassette subfamily G member 2 (Junior blood group) (gene ABCG2). NCBI's taxonomy places the organism in Eukaryota, Metazoa, Chordata, Aves, Falconiformes, Falconidae. The record is from RefSeq and is a predicted model, not a curated record. Gene Ontology annotation, molecular function: ATP hydrolysis activity; ABC-type transporter activity; ATP binding. Gene Ontology annotation, cellular component: plasma membrane.